GUUGGGCAACCCCGAAGACACGUCUCCCUCAAAGUCCAAACGAACGAGACACGACGACACACGAGCGCAGGCAGCAGCACGCGCGCACCAGCGAGGCAGCGAUCGAGAGCACAGCGCGCGCAUGGCUGCCGCCGCCGCUGCCACGCCGUCGGCCUUGGCUCCGCCGCGCCCGCGUCUCCUCUCCUGCCGACCGCCGCGCAGGAGGGCGGCGCCGCUGCCGCGGUGGACCGCGUCCGCCUCCAGGAGCGGAGCGCCAUCGUCGUCGAUGGACGGGACGGUGAAGGCCGGGAGGAGGCCGGGGGUGAGGGAGUACGUGGAGGCGGCGCGGGAGAUGGCGCGGCGGCCGGACGGCGGGCCGCCCAGGUGGUUCGCGCCGCUCGAGUGCGGCGGCGGCGAGCGCGUCCCCGGCGCGCCGACGCUGCUCUACUUGCCCGGAAUCGAUGGAGUUGGCCUAGGGCUGAUCCGGCACCACGAGAGAUUAGCAAAGAUGUUCGACAUGUGGUGCUUGCAUAUACCCGUCCAAGACCGUACCACCUUCCAAGGACUUGUCGAGCACGUGGAGAGGACAGUGAAAUCAGAGAGCUCAAGGGCACCCGACAGGCCGGUCUAUCUUGUUGGAGAAUCCGUCGGAGCGUGCAUUGCUCUUGCCGUGGCGGCGCGGAACCGAGACGUCGAUUUGGUGCUGGUCCUAGUCAACCCAGGGACAUCUUUCCACAGGUCACAGCUGCAGUCUCUCUCAGCACUCCUAGACUUGGUCCCUGAUCCCUUCCAUUCAAGCACUCCACAACUCCUAAAUUUUCUCACAGGCAGCUUCAUGAAGAUCUCGUCGAGAUUCGGUGGAGCUGGUCAGGCAUUAUCGGAGGUCGCCAGCGGUUUGUUGCCUUCUCUCAUGUAUUUGGCUGAUAUUUUGCCGAAGGAGUCCAUUGUUUGGAAGAUGAAAAUGUUGAGGACAGCAUCGUCGUUUGUCAAUUCUCGCUUACAUGCAGUCAAAGCCCAGACCCUCGUGGUCGCUAGUGGAAAUGAUGAACUUCUGCCAAGCCGCGAAGAGGCUGAAAGACUACGUGGCACGCUAAAGAAAUGCAGAGUCCGCCACUUCAGGGAUAAUGGGCACAAAAUCUUGUUGGAAGAUGGAUUUGAUCUAGCGACAACCAUUAAAGGAGCCGGAGACUAUCGCCGCUCCAGGCAGACAGACUAUGUUUUAGACUUUCUACCGCUGAGCGAUGAUGAGCUCGAAAAGGCGAUCGAUCGUGACAGGCUCCUGACUUUUGCCACUGAUCCGGUGAUGUUAUCGACACUGCCUGAUGGGAAGAUAGUGAGGGGAUUGGCAGGGCUGCCAAGGGAAGGCCCUGUCUUGCUUGUUGGGUACCACAUGCUCAUGGGGUUUGAGCUUGGACCCCUGGUAACAGGAGUUCUGAGGAGUACUGGAAUCCACAUACGCGGGUUAGCACAUCCAUUCAUGUUCAACGAGAGUUCAGAGCAGCUCAUACCGGAUUCGUCGAACUACGACCUCCACCGGAUCAUGGGUGCGGUGCCUGUUACGGCGGUGAACUUUUACAAGCUCCUUUCAGAGAAGCAAUUCGUUUUGCUGUAUCCGGGAGGCGCGCGUGAAGCUCUUCAUAGGAAGGGCGAGGAAUACAGGCUAUUUUGGCCUGAGCAGUCUGAAUUUGUGCGGAUGGCAUCAAGGUUUGGAGCAACAAUAAUACCAUUUGGAGUGGUUGGAGAAGAUGACAUAUGUGAUAUGUUGUUAGACUACAACGAUCUUAUGAAGCUCCCAUUUUACGACAUCCUUGACAAGAAGCUAAAUGAAGAAGGGUUAAAGCUAAGGACUGAUUCUAUGGGAGAGAUAAAGAAUCAAGAUAUGCAUCCUGUAGUGCUGACGCCAAAAAUGCCAGGAAGAUUUUACUUCAUCUUUGGGGAGCCUAUUGAAACAAAAGGGAGGGAGAAGGAGCUAAGAGACAAAGAGAAGGCCCAGCACCUCUAUUUGCAUGUCAAAUCUGAAGUGGAGAGCUGCAUCAAGUAUCUGAAGGAGAAGAGAGAGGAGGAUCCCUACAGGAGCAUACUGCCCAGGCUUCUAUAUCAGGCAGCUCAUGGUUCCGAUGCAGAAAUACCCACAUUUGAACCAUGAGGCUGAGAUGGGCACGUCCAGAAUACCAUUAGUUAGGAUCCAAACUAAUUGUUUACAUUGUUCAUGUUAAUCAUUUAUACACACAGUUAUUUGUAAUUUCAGUUUAUUCAAAUUAGAAGGGUCAAUAAAUAUUAAAAACUAAGUUCAGAACUGUAAAUUUCUAUGUGAAGUACAUUAGUGGAUUUACUAAGCUAGGUAGGGGCUCUGAUUCCAAAUAAUGACUGAGUGAAGGACCAGAAGCUUUUACAGUCACUAAAUGUUCUUUUGUUAAUAUCUACCGGUAUAUAU
Messenger RNA from Triticum dicoccoides, 2413 nucleotides. Its product is annotated as acyltransferase-like protein At3g26840, chloroplastic. The transcript has 14 exons. The record is from RefSeq and is a predicted model, not a curated record. Gene Ontology annotation, cellular component: membrane. Bases 122 to 2125 code for a protein of 667 amino acids. NCBI's taxonomy places the organism in Eukaryota, Viridiplantae, Streptophyta, Magnoliopsida, Poales, Poaceae.